This is a messenger RNA of Entrophospora candida, 279 nucleotides long. Lineage: Eukaryota; Fungi; Glomeromycota; Glomeromycetes; Entrophosporales; Entrophosporaceae. The record is from the annotation of a GenBank genome assembly.
AUGGAUACACGUGCAGGAGCAGCUCGUGCACUUAGUAACAUUAGAACAAAAAUGAAGAUCCGUUGGGCAUUAGGAUUUGGCCCUAAAGAUUGUUUUGAUUAUAUGAAUGGAGAAUCCUUGAUUCCGAUUACCAAAUUGACAGAAACUGACAAAAAAUGGUUGGUUACUAGUAAACAAGGAGGCACGGGUGGAAGACCCGUUGUUGGUGGAGUAGUAGUAGAAGAGCCGGAUAUUGUUGUUGGCGAGGGACUAUCAUGUGGAUCUAUCAAUAAAAAAUAG